AUGUCUGAAGAGUACAUUAUCAAGCCAGAAAGUGUGGCUCCAUCAAGUGAUGCUAGCGAAUGGCCACUAUUGUUGAAGAACUACGACAAAUUGUUGGUCAGAAGUGGACAUUACACACCAAUCCCAUCUGGUUCUUCUCCUCACAAGAGAGAUCUAAAAUCUUACAUCAGCUCGGGUGUUAUCAACUUGGAUAAGCCAUCCAAUCCAUCUUCGCAUGAAGUUGUCGCUUGGAUCAAGCGUAUUUUGCGCUGUGAAAAGACUGGUCAUUCUGGUACCUUGGAUCCAAAGGUUACCGGUUGUCUAAUUGUGUGUAUUGACAGAGCUACCAGAUUAGUCAAGUCUCAACAAGGUGCCGGUAAGGAGUAUGUGUGUAUCGUUCGUCUACACGAUGCUUUGAAGGACGAAAAGGACUUGGGAAGAAGCCUCGAAAACUUGACUGGUGCUUUAUUCCAAAGACCUCCCUUGAUUUCUGCUGUUAAGCGUCAACUUCGUGUGCGUACCAUCUAUGACUCGAAUUUGAUUGAGUUCGAUAACAAGAGAAACUUGGGUGUUUUCUGGGCCUCCUGUGAGGCUGGUACUUACAUGCGUACAUUGUGUGUGCACUUGGGUAUGUUACUUGGUGUCGGUGGCCAUAUGCAAGAACUGCGUCGUGUUAGAUCCGGUGCUUUGUCUGAGAAUGACAACAUGGUCACUCUACAUGACGUUUUGGACGCUCAAUGGGUUUAUGACAACACUAGAGAUGAAUCAUACCUAAGGAAGAUCAUCCAGCCACUAGAGACUUUGCUACUGGGUUACAAGAGAAUUGUUGUCAAGGAUUCUGCGGUCAAUGCUGUGUGUUAUGGUGCUAAAUUAAUGAUUCCUGGUUUGCUACGUUACGAGGAGGGCAUCGAGUUGUACGACGAAGUCGUUUUGAUGACUACGAAAGGUGAAGGUAUCGCUAUCGCUAUUGCUCAAAUGUCUACCGUUGAUUUGGCUACUUGUGAUCACGGCGUCGUUGCCAAGGUAAAGCGUUGUAUCAUGGAAAGAGACUUGUACCCAAGAAGGUGGGGUAUGGGUCCUGUUGCUCAAAAGAAGAAGCAGAUGAAGGCCGAUGGUAAGUUGGAUAAAUACGGCAGAGUUAACGAGAAUACCCCAUCCGAAUGGAAGAAGAGUUACGUUCCUUUGGAUGGUUCAGAAGGUAACGUGUCUGCUACUCCUGUUGAAACCUCUUCUGCUCCUUUGGUCGAAGAAGUGGAGGUUACCAAGGUUGAACAAGUUGUCGAAGAGGCAAACGCCGAAGAAGAUGAUGAUGAAAAGAAAGAAAAGAAGGCAAAGAAGGAGAAGAAGGAGAAGAAGGAGAAGAAAGAGAAGAAAGAGAAGAAGGAAAAGAAGGAAAAGAAAGAAAAGAAGAGAAAAGCUGAAGAUGACGAGUCAUCCGAAAAGAAGAAGAAGUCCAAGAAAUAA
This is a messenger RNA of Lachancea fermentati, 1443 nucleotides long. The record is from the annotation of a GenBank genome assembly. NCBI's taxonomy places the organism in Eukaryota, Fungi, Ascomycota, Saccharomycetes, Saccharomycetales, Saccharomycetaceae.